Molecule: messenger RNA, 5755 nt
Organism: Ictidomys tridecemlineatus (thirteen-lined ground squirrel)
Lineage: Eukaryota; Metazoa; Chordata; Mammalia; Rodentia; Sciuridae
Source: RefSeq, a predicted model, not a curated record
UAAUUUUAUUUAUUUAUGUGUGGUGCUGAGAAUUGAACCCAGUACCUCACACAUGCUAGGCAAGUAGUCUACCACUGAGCCACAACCUCAGCCCCAGGAAGCAAGCUCUUUUGAUGAAAAUGAGAUGGUAAAGUUGAAACCUUGAGGCCAUCAUGAGGAAACUUCGAGCAGCUGUGGGAAGUAAUCUGGGAAAGCAGGCAGCCAGCCAGGAGAGAAGGAAGAAACGUGCCCCCAAUAGUAGCCAGGCCAAGCCUUCUGCUCCUAAGGGGAGGAUCUCUGAGUGUCCUGGGACUCCUGCAGACCUAGCCAGUCAGCAAGAAGAGGAGAUAUUUCAGGCCUCUGUCUCCCCGUACCAUCUAUUCAGAAAUAGAACUGAAAUAAUAGCCUUCAGGAAGAGUCUACUGAGCUGGUAUGACACAGAGAAGCGGGACCUACCCUGGAGAAGACAGGCAGAGGAUGAGGAGGACCUGGAUAGGCGAGCAUAUGCAGUGUGGGUGUCAGAGGUUAUGCUGCAGCAGACCCAGGUUGCCACAGUGAUCAACUACUAUACCCGGUGGAUGCAGAAAUGGCCAACACUGCAGAACUUGGCCAAUGCUUCUCUGGAGGAGGUGAACCAACUUUGGGCUGGCCUGGGCUACUAUUCUCGAGGCCGGCGACUACAGGAGGGAGCUCGGAAGGUGGUAGAAGAGCUAGGGGGCCACAUGCCUCGUACAGCAGACACCCUACAGCAGCUCCUACCUGGUGUGGGGCGGUACACAGCUGGAGCCAUUGCUUCCAUUGCCUUUGGUCAGGCAACCGGUGUGGUGGAUGGGAAUGUAGUACGGGUGCUGUGCCGUGUCCGAGCCAUUGGUGCUGAUUCCAAGAGCACCCUUGUCUCUCAGCAUCUCUGGAGCCUAGCCCAGCAGCUAGUGGAUCCAAACCGACCAGGGGACUUUAAUCAAGCAGCCAUGGAACUGGGGGCCACAGUGUGCACCCCACAGCGGCCUCUCUGCAGCCAGUGCCCUGUGCAGAGCUUGUGCAGGGCACGCCAGAGGGUGAGCCUCCUGGGGAGGGAGCACUCAGGAAUCCUAGGGUAUGGCCCUUGCCCCAUGACACCCCACCCUGUCUCUCAGGUAGAGAAGGAACAGUUCUCAGCUUCAUGGAACCUGCAAGGCACUCCUGACGUGGAGGACUGCACUCCCAUCACUGGAAAGUGCCAGCUGUGCCUGCCAUCCACAGAACCCUGGAACUACACGUUGGGAGUGGCCAACUUUCCCAGAAAGGCCAGCCGCAGGCCCCCCAGGGAGGAGUACCUGGCCAUCUGUGUUCUGGAGCAGCCCAGAGCCCUUGGGGGUACCCACAUUCUGCUGGUGCAGAGGCCUAGCUCAGGUCUGCUGGCAGGACUAUGGGAGUUCCCGUCCGUGACCUUGGAGCACUCAGGACAGCAUCAGCACAAGGACCUGCUGCAGAAACUACAGAGUUGGACUGGGCCUCUCCCUGCUACCCACCUCCAGUACCUUGGAGAGGUGAGCCACACUUUCUCUCAUAUCAAGCUAACAUAUCAAGUAUAUGGUCUGGCCCUGGAAGGGCAGACCCCAGUGACCACACCACCUGGUGCUCGAUGGCUGACCCGAGAGGAAUUUCACACCGCAGCUGUUUCUACCGCCAUGAAAAAGGUGUUCCGUGUAUAUGAGGACCAUCAGCCAGGGACCUGCAAGGGUUCCAAAAGGUCCCAAUUGUCUUCUCCAACCAGCCAGAAAAAGCCCAGCUGGAAAAAGCCCAACCGGGGCCAGCAAGUCCUGGAUAGUUUCUUUUGGCCUCAUAUCCCCACUGACACACCCAGCCUCAACAGUGUAGCCCAGUGAUGCCUCUGAAAGUCCCUAUCCCUGAGAGUCCUAUUGUUUAAUAAAGUGCUUAUUUUUUUUAAAUUUUUUGGGGUACUAGGGAUUGAACUGAGGGGCACUCAAUCACUAAGUCACAUCCCCAGCCUUAUUUUGUAUUUUAUUUAGAGACAGGGUCUCACUGGGUUCUGGAGCAGCCCAGAGCCCUUGGGGGUACCCGCAUUCUGCUGGUGCAGAGGCCUAACUCAGAUAUCUGGAUGCUGGAAGCAAAGUAGCACAAUCAACAGGGAGGAGUAGAGAAAGGAGUCAGCAGCUGAGGCCUGACCCAUAACUGGCUGCUCUCCCUCUCAGGUCUACUGGCAGGACUAUGGGAGUUCUUAUCCAUGACCUUGGAGCAUUCAGGGCAGCUGGCUAUUGCUGAGGCUGGCUUUGAACCUGUGAUCAUCCUGUCUCAGCCUCCUAAACUGCUGGGAUUACAGGCGUGUGCCACUGCACCCAGCUAAAGUGCUUAUUUUUGUAGUCAUUUUGGAAAAGUUGCAUCCUUUCCCUAGCCCCUUUACUCCACAUCUCUGAGGACCCAGGAAGUAUUGGGUCCUGAUUUCCACUGGUUGAGCUUCCAUACAGCUUUAGGCAGAGAGAGGAGGGUGUGUUCUGUCCACAUAAUCUGUUCUCCUUUCCCCAGGAAGUGAUGGCUGCUGCAGGGAGCACCUGCCAAGAGUUGACACCCAACACUUUCUAGGUCUCAGGUCAGCUUGAUUGGAGCAGUGGUAUUAUCCUAAAGCAGGUGGUUGGGCUUAACCCUGAACCAGCCUGUCUCUACCUACAUGGGUUGCUCCCUAGGGAGAAGGGAAGCACAGAAGAAUUUGUCUUAAUUACCUACCUCAAAUACUAAGUCAUUUAUUUAGGGAUACAUUUCACAUAUAGUGAAAAUUCAGAAAUGCAAAGGGUUAAAAAAAAUCACAAAUCUGGGGCAGAGAGGGAAAUACUAUCAUAGGGGAACACAAAGGAGUGGGAGUGUAGCUCAGUAAUAGAGCAUGUUCCUAGCAUGUGCAGGGUCCUAGGUUCAAUCCCCAUCUUGCAAAAAAUAAAUUAGUCCUACUCAUAUUAAAAAAAAAAAGAACACAAAGGCUUGUAUUAGUUAUGUCUGUGACCUAAUCAUGUAAUUUUUUAUUGUUCUUUGUAUCUUGUGAAUGUAUUAGAUAUUAAAUUGUAAGAAAUGUUUUAUACUUAAACAAACAAACAAAAAACAACACUUCUUUGAAGCCCAGUAAGAGACUUAACUGCUGGCAUGUACUAAGGAGAAGCAGGGCACACCUGGCCUCUGAGGGUAUUGCAUUUCAAUAGCUGGGCCUCCUCUGGGUGUGUCUCAAGCUACAAGAAAGUGGCUGCAUCUAGCUCUGGCUGUCCUCAGGCUUUCUGGCUCCUGGCAGCUUCCUCUUGUAUGGAUUGCCACAGUGCUCGAAUGUUGUCCUGGCCAAACCCUGUGGCCCCUUGCCUCUGAAUCAGCUCCAAGAAGAAGGUAUCCUCAGCAAAGAGGGACUUGGUAAAGACCUGAAGCAGAAACUUGCCUUUAUCUCCAUCUAGCAGUAUUCCCUGUCGGGCCAGAACGCCAGGUAUGAGCCCCGCAGCUAGGAUCUGCUUUUCUUUGCCUGGCUGCUGGUAGUAUGCUUCGGGAGGUGUCAGGAGCCGGCCUCCGGCCAAAGCCAUACCCUCACUGGCCUCCAUGAUGUUCGGCGUAUACAGUCCUACGUGCUGCAGGCCCGGCCCCCUGUGCCGAACCAGAAAUUGCUCCACCUGGUCCUGUCUAUAGGUAGCCCCCGGCAGAGACUCGGCCAGCACAAGGGUGGGGACAAUGCUGCCGGGUGGAGUCUGCAGGGCCAUGAGCCGCAGCCCCCCAUUCCCCGACUCAGUUACCACUUCGAGGCCCCGCUCAGGAUCCUCCCCUGGGUUCAACGGCAAGUGGUGAAAGCCCAGGCAGUCCUGGAACCAGCGCCUAAGUGUUGGGGAGCUACCGGGUGUGCAAGCCAAGGUCAAGUGGUCCACGUGGCUGACCCAACCUGCGUCGGGCUUGGAGGGCACCGGUCCGAAGCCCGGUAGGAAGGGCCCGUGAUAGCCGGCACGCUCCAGCAACGUCAGGCUGAGGUUGCCAGCCGGCGAGCUAACCACAGCGUAGGUGGCGGCGCCCUGAGCAUCCCGAACGUUAACUGGGGGCACCGGCACACGACAGCCCCGGGAUGCCAGCACUUGGGCAGCGGUGCUCGCAUCGUCCACAUCGAAACACAAGUUCGUGGCGCUGGGCACAGCAUGAUGUGGGUCUAGACCGUACAGCGGCUCCCCGGGCCCCGCACCCUCAUUCACCAAAAAGACGGCGUCUCCGCUGCGUAGGGCCAGUUGCCGCCAGCCACCUGCCUCCCGCGCCGCCAGGGGCUGGAAGCCAAAGAGGCACUGCAGAUCCCGGGCUAGGGGCUGCCCGGCAGCCACUUGGAAGGCGAUGUGACACAGGCGGCGGGCGUGCACGGCCAUUACGCGCCUCGUGGCCAGCCGGGCGGUUCUUCUUCUAAGGCAGCUCCCUUAUCGUUCAGAACUCCCAAGACUUUUGGUCCCAAGUUGGUUGUCCAGAGCCGGUUGGAAACUGGUGGAGUCCAGUUCUUCCCAGAGAUCGUGUUCCUCGCUUGCUCUUUUCUAGGGAAGAAAUUUAAAAUUUAAGCUGGGUGGCCUUGGGAGCUCGGUUCACCUUACAGUGUCAUCCAAAGUGGAUUCUGGGGGCAAGGGCGAGUAGUAAGGCCACGAGGAACCAGUACUGGGCGGAGCGCGACCGAAGGAGGGCCUAUGACUCCGCCUUUGACACGCCUUCCUCCAGGUCUGUCGCCUAGGAUACAGUGGGGACACUGCUCCUUUUCAGGGCCUAGGAAAUCACAAUAGUCACCUUCAUUUAAUGCCAGGAACUGGAUUCACACUCUACCCGUGACCUCAAAGCAAAGGACACAGCCCUUGUUGGUGAAGGAUCCUGAAUCCUUCCUUCACAAACAAGUGAUUUCUUAGCAGUUUCAUGCUUUUCUUCACAAUUCAGGGGUUAUCCUUUAAGUUCUUUUUUGUUGUUGUUGUUAAAAAGAGAGAGAGAGAAUAUGAAUCUUUUUUGUAGAUGGACACAACACAAUGCCUUUAUUUUUAUGUAGUGCUGAGAAUUGAACCCCCACCCCCCACCCGACCCCCUAGGCCAGCGCUCUACUGCUGAGCCACCAUCCCAGCCUGAAGUUCUUUUUUUAAUAUUAAAAUGUUUAGAAGACCUUCAUUCCCCUAAACAGUCCAGAAAAAUUGAUAUAAAAAGAUGGACCACCAAUAUGCCAUCUACAUGUCUCAGCUACACUUAUCUCUCUAAGCCUACUUCUCUCAACAUCUUUUGCUCCCUUUUCCCAAGAAGUGUAGGGAGGGGGACCCUUUGUUGUUGUUUAUUUUGUUGUUCCUGAAAAGAACAGCUGCACCCCACCCUGUCAGGACUAGAAAUCAAGUCCUCUUUGCUCUUUGAAGCUUCCUAACUGGCCUUGAGCCAAUGCUUUGGGGGUGAGUGGGGGUUCUAGCCUUGAGACCCAGGAUUAUGUGAGAUCAGUGAAAGGAGGAAAUUAAAAAUCUGGCUUCAACUGGAUGACCCUUUAAGGGUUAAGGAAGGGCAUUCAAGAAGGGCAAAAGGCAUAAGCAAAAAGCUCAGUGAGUAUUAAGCUAAACUCGGGAGAAAUAGCAUUGGGGAGGCAUUUGGUAUGGACACUAAUACGGUGAUGAGUCCUGCUUCCCCACAUGUUGAAGUUCGAACAUUAAAGAAGCAUGCCGAGGGAUUCCACCUCUUGGGUCCUCUUCUUCCUCCGGGAGAAGUCUUUUCUGCUGUCCUUUAAUAAACUUCUAAUUUCUACUCUGAAAAAAAAAAAGCAUGCCGAGGCAAG